This is a messenger RNA of Microthlaspi erraticum, 378 nucleotides long. The record is from the annotation of a GenBank genome assembly. Lineage: Eukaryota; Viridiplantae; Streptophyta; Magnoliopsida; Brassicales; Brassicaceae.
AUGCUGCCGAAUCUGAGAUCCGUCGUCGCGCAGGUACAUCGUAGAUCGUUAUCGAUCAGGUCUCGCCGUAAUUUCUCUUCAGAUCCUAGCAGCAAAAAUGUGUCGAAGGGAGCAGCAGAAGGGGCAAUGGAUAUAGAUUACCCGAAGGGAACAAGGGCGGGAUUUGUGUGGCGGGUCCUAACUCGUGGUUUAACAAUCAAUCUCGGAUUUUACAUUGGUGAAAUUAUAUGUGGCGAUGUUGUAGCGGAUAUUAAGAAAAGAGUGAAAGGGCAAAGAAGAACUUCGCGGAAACAGAAAAGGUGUAUCUGCAGGCCCUUGCCACUCGAGGAAAGCCUUAGUUUAGUCAGUGUGGACUUUUCCUCUGGUUUCGUCCCAUAG